CUCAACGAAAUGGAGGCUGAACAAAGGGACACGACAAUGAACUCAGAAGGAAAUACUGUUAUACCCCUCUUUGCGUCAUUCCAAGAAUACUUGUCCAAUGACCAAGAGAUAAGAGAGGUAAGCUUUUCGAAGGUCUCGCUGUCUCAGGGAACUUUGAUGUUUAACUUUAUUUUGUGGAAAAGUGUUGUAAGUUAAAGCAAAUCAAUAACUGAUGCGCACGUGCUUAGUAAUAAAGUUGGUGUUGUAAGCUGUUCCAGGCUAUAUGUUAUAUAUUUUACUUCUCCUAUUGCCAUAGAAAUACAAAGAAUUACUCGUCAGAAAAAUUGUUGUUUUGAAGAUUUGGGUGGUUUUUCAGAUUAGUUUGCCUCUAAAUCGGGAAUCCGCAUGACCUGGGUUUUUUGCCUUUGACAACACUUUGACCAUUAACUUAACCAGUGACUUGCAUCAAAUUACUCUAUCACCCUAAAUCAAACAUUAAGGUCACGUGAACAAAGGAAAUGACUACCAACUUAAGAGGUUCGUAAGGUCCUUUCAGACCUUGCAAAAUGUAUAAAUGGUAAUAUUAUGGAGAACAUGGGUUAAUAAAAAACUAACUGGGAAGGGGGAAACUACAUGAAUAUCAAGAAGUUAAGGGUGGAAAUUUGAUUUUUCAAGUUUAAUUGAACAACCACUCUGCAGAGUAUGCCAAAUGCAUGCAUGAUCUUUUUCAUGCUAUUACUUCAGAAACAUAGCUUUUCUACUCACGAGCUGUAUCUUUGCAUGCAUGAGUCCAUGGAGCUGUUUCUAGCAUGAUCUGCAGACUUAAGAAAGAAAUACCACUAGCAAGCCAGAGAUGAUACAUUAUAAGACAUCCAUGUAAGAUAAUGAAAAUGUUCAGUUUUUAAAACAAAUAUUUUCUAGUGAACUUGUAGCACUGAGUGCAAAUUCCCCUUUUUUAGGAAAUCAAAACAGUGACUAGAGACUUGGAACAGUCUGCAAGAGAAAUACUGGCUGUUUUGCAAGCAGUGCAUCAAUCCCCAGGCCCAGAAGGUAUCUUGAUUUGCUUAUUUUGUUUCAAUAUUGUCAAGUAGAUAUUUCUUUUAUUAUGAAGAAGGUGAUCAGAAUAGCAUCAUUUCUUUUUUGUUAUUUAUACUUGAACUUUGGUGAAAUUUAACCUGACAGGAAUGGUGUUCAUAGGAUAAAAUACCUCUUGACAGAGUUUGUUAGGGCUGUUCUGCUCACAGACCUUGGUUGUGACAUAUGGACCUUCCACUGUGAGCAGUAGAUACUUUUUGUUGUAGAGCCAAAUAUUUCCCCUACUGCCCCACUGCACAGUCAAUGGGUACUAAUUCUUGGAACAUGGUAUUGUGUGACAAGGACACGUAAAUGUUACAUACUUUUUUGUAGAAAUUAAGAAUUUAUUUUUGUUUAUUAACAUCUUAUUGUCAGUCUAAUGAUGUAUACCAACAGUUCAGGGAGAAUUUUGGAUUUAUUUUACUCUUUCAUCCAGCCAUAAAGAAGAUUUGUGCAAAAAGCAGGGAAAUGUUGACUACAGUGAAGUCUCAAUACAAAAAUCUUGUGGAGAAAAUACCUUCUGGUCAGUAUUACAGGUCAGUCAUAUGACAGGCAGGGCUUAUUGAGUAAAGACUUAACCUUUGCCCUGUGGGAAAUAUGGCAUUAAAAACAGAGGAAAUUUCUUAGGAGGACAACUGUGAUCAGCUGUCACAACAUGAAGUGUAUUUUUUCACAUGCAUCAUUUAAGGGUAACCAUAGUGGAAAGACACUCACUCUGGUACACUGCAUUUGAUUUUUCUCAUCUUGAGACUCACAUUGCAUAUUCUUUAGCAUAGGUGUUAUUUUUAAUAUAAUUGUUAUUUUCAUUUAUUUGUUAUCUUUCUUCUCAAAAUCUGAAGAGCACAAAUAAAGGAUUGUUGUUGCUGUUGCUGUGAUAUAUUUUAGGACAAUCCAUACUUGAAUUCCAUUCUUUGGAGUUAAAGACACUCAUGAUCACUGCUUUUAGGCUACUGUUCACAUUUAUCUAAAAUAAGAACAAAACUUAAAGAGGAUAGCUCCAAUGUAAAAUGUAACACUGAUGUUAAUUAGAUAUAGGCCCUCACUACAUGUUAUCCUUGUUAGUAUCAAUUUCGUUGCAGAUUCUGUGAUCACUGGCGCUUUACUAGCCAAAGGUUUGCCUUUCUUGGUGGUUUUAUUGUGUACCUGGAGAGUGAACGACUCAUCACUCGGCUAGAAUUAGCAGAAAUGCUUGGAGGUAGGUGACUGUGAUUCAGACCUGCAGGGGAUGGUUCAUGCAAACGACAUUUACAGGUCGAGCGCAGAUGCGAGAAAGCUAAGAUUAAAUUUUACUUGCGAUGGACUGGCAUUGCAUCCACGUGGAGAAAAAGUACUCCUAGUCCGACUUCAUGCUACAGAAUAAGCACAGGCUGGAUGAGCCAUUAAUCUUUGCUAAUUAUGUGUUUAUGCUUGUCCUUGUAGUUCAAGUAGACAGGACAACGGAUGGUUUUCAUAUCGAUCUGGAUGAUUUUCUCACCGGCCUUCUUCUACUUGCUAAUGAGAUGGUUAGUCUUAUAAGUUUCGCAAAAUUAUAUUUGACUGGUGUGGGACACUUCAUUUUUUAGCGCAUCCUAAAGAGUUAGGGGCUAUUCUUCGACAAAAGCCUAGCCGGAAAAGUAUCUGCUUUUAAAUAUACCUCGUAAAAAAGGCAAAAGCCUUUGAAUUUUCAUAUGCGUAGAAUUAAUAUUCCUGCCAUUUUAAGGGAUAGAGCAGAAGAAGGAACGUCACAACAUGUAUAUAGAGUUUGCUUGCAACAUCGUGGAAAAUACAUGUAUUAUAAAACACUAUUAAUUUUCACUUUGAAUUUAAAAGGAAAAUAGGACUAUGUUGAUCUCCACAAUAGACAUAUUUUGAAAAACACCAAUCCCAUAUAAAGUCAAGUUGAAUUUUCAGUACAACUUUCAAAAGAAAGAGUCUGUCAGGGUUCAUGUUCAUGAUUGUCAUGUACUGAUAUGUUGUCUCCUUUUGUAGCGUCUGUUCUGUGAUGAUUUUAAUACAUUAAUUUAAAGUUGAUAAACUUGUUAAGGCUACUUUAAUUUUCAUAACUGAUUCAGAUACUUUUCAAAUGUGCAUUUAGUUCGUCUUCCCUCCAUCUCACUGAUUUUGUUUUGUUCCAGUCACGGUUUGCGGUGAACAGUGUCACAUCAGCCGACUAUGGCCGGCCUUUCCGAAUAGCUGCCUUUGUGGCUGAACUAGACGCCGGCUUCAGACUUUUGAACCUUAAAAAUGAUUCUCUUAGAAAAAAAUUUGAUGGACUCAAAUAUGAUCUGAAGAAAAUCGAGGAAGUCGUGUAUGAUCUGACCAUUAGGGGACUCAAACCGUCUUCAGAAGAGACGGGUCGACAAGAAAUUUCCGACAGCAAAGCCGGGUUAGAUGUAGGAUCUCCCCCUGGCGAAAAGUAA
Molecule: messenger RNA, 3452 nt
Organism: Pocillopora meandrina
Lineage: Eukaryota; Metazoa; Cnidaria; Anthozoa; Scleractinia; Pocilloporidae
Source: the annotation of a GenBank genome assembly